Sesamum indicum (sesame) is the source of this 3960-nucleotide messenger RNA. The record is from RefSeq and is a predicted model, not a curated record. Lineage: Eukaryota; Viridiplantae; Streptophyta; Magnoliopsida; Lamiales; Pedaliaceae.
AUUAAGUCCUGUGCAGUGGAGAACAGUGGAGAAGCAGAUCAGACACUUGAUCAACGACUAUCAGCUUCACCCACUGCGCGUGUUUGAACUUUGUAUGAACGUAUAUGGAUUCAGGGUUUAUGAGUUUUUUUGUUAAACGGAAUAGAUUUUUCAGAAGAACUGCCCGGCCGGUAUGUAUGUUCAUUUUUCUAUUUCUUUUGUUAUCAAUGUUGAUUUACUGAAUGUUAAUGCAUGAAAUUGCUAAUUGAUGCUCUCUCAUUUUUAUUUGCUUGAUUUUGAUAUUGGGUUGUUUGUAUAUUUUUGUGUUGAUUUCUGAUCAACUUGAGAUUUUUUUAUCAAAUUAAGAAGAAUGUGAAAGUAUAGAGUAACAAAUGGUUUUGGGAUAACAAGCUGUAAAGGGUUUAGGUUUCUUGUGAUAACUGGGAUGUUUGGAGGGUGUAGUUGAGGUCGGGAUAAUUGCGAUUUUGGUUUUCAAGCAAAGCCACUUAUGCAGAUUUGAUCCCGAAACCAUUUCACCACUUAUGCAGCUUUGGUACUGAAACCAUUUGAGAUUGCAAUUUUGGUCCUCAAGCAGUUGGUUUUUUUUUGGCAUUUUUAGCUAUUUUGUUAAUAAAUUCCUUAAAGUUAAAGGAGGUUUCAGGGGAAAUAAUAACCAUUUUCCUUCUAUUUUCUGGUACUUUUUUUAAGUUUUGGUUUAAUGCACCCAUUUCCCAUUUUUCAUAAAGUUUCAAGAAAGAUGAAACCAAAACAAUGAAUUUAAGCAAUAAAUUUUCUAUUUAAUUUUAACUUUAACUUUAUUUAUUUUGUCUUUAUUUCUGAAAUUUUCUAAUCUAUGGAUAAAAUAAACAUGAUAAAGCUAAUAUUAUAAAGGCAAUAAUAUAAGUAUGAUAAAAUCAAUAUUUUGCGUUACACAUAUGUUCCAAGUAUUGCAUUAUACCCAAAACAGAAAUUUGACAAUGUUUUGUUAAGAUUAUAUAAACUAGUUGCUUAAAUUCGUUUUUUUUCUUGGUUUUUUCUCUCUUGAAGCUCGAAGGAAAAUAGGUGCAAUUGGACCAAAGCUUGAAAAAUGCCACCACAUAGGAGGAGAAUCACUAUUUUUUUCCCUUCAAAUGAAGCUUCUAAUAACUGUAAUGUUUUUAUUAGUGGAAGGACUAAAAACACAAAAGAACAACAGUUUGAGGACCCAAACUGCAACUUUUAAUUGUUUAAGGACCAAAAUUGCAUAAGUAGCUUUGUUUGAGGACUGAAAUUGUAUUUAUCCUGGAUGAGUUCUUUGGUAAUAGACAUAUUGCCAGGAAAUGUUUAGUUGCUAUUGUUUUUUGUUUUUGAAUUUCUUUUCAAGGUGAUGUGCAUUAUGUUGUUUGGCUAAUGCUACUUUGCAUGUACAUAAACUCACAUAGUGAUUUUGCUCUUAUAGUCCUCUACUGUUUGUCUUAUUGUAAUCAAACAUUGGAGUAGGCUUUUGAGCGAAUAUUGGUUAAGAGAUAUUAGAACUUGGCUUGAAAUGGCCACUUGAUCCACUACUUGAUAGAGCAUAAGGGAAGCUUUUUUGUACCCCCUUGAAGAUGGAGUGUGGAGGAAUAAAGGAUUUGGAGCUUGCUCUGAUGGACUUGUUUACACAAGUAAAAUUCGGAACAUCAGACGCUAAAAGGUUUAGAAAUAGUUAUCUAGUGUAUGACAGUGUGGCAUUCCUAGCGAGAUUUAUUAAAUCUAGCUGGAUUAGAAUGAGAGGAGAAAUUGCGAAUCAGAUUUCAGCAAUCUUGGUUGCCAGAGAGGAAAGUCAAUGUGGUGGUAAUGCGUUUGCCAUAAAGCGUGAUGGAUUAAUGCGGUUGGUUGAAAUUAUUAAAGGCGAGCGUUACAACCAGAGCGCAGAAAAUAGGGACAAGGGAAUCAGGUGGGUGAGUGUGUAUAUAUUGAGAACUUCAUUUGGUUGAAUAGUUCAGUAUAGGGGACUGCCAUUGAGAUGCUUAGGCCAUUGAGUAAGGAGUGGUUGAAGACCUUAGGUCGUGAUUUUGAUUUUGGGGAACUUAUUUGGGGAAAAAUUGAUCCUCAUCCAUGGUGGCCUGGCCAGAUCUAUGAUGAAGCUCUUUCUACUUUAUCAGCUUGCCUCACAAAGGAAAAGGGUCGCGUUCUUGUUGCUUUUUUUGGUGAUAAUACUUAUGGAUGGCUUGAACCGAAAAAUGUUAUUCCUUUUGAGCCUCACUUUGAUGACAAAUCAAAGCAGUCAGGGGAUCAUUUAUUCUUGGCGGCUGUUGAAGAGGCCUUAUUUGAGGUCAAGAAAAGAUCUGCGCUUGGAUUGACCUGUAAGUGCCACAAUCCUUCUAAUUUUAGGCCUACCGAGGUCCAAGGUUUUCUUGAAGUUGAUGUGGCUGGCUAUGGUGGUCGAACUAAGUAUUCUGUUGAGCAAAUUAAGAAGGCGAGAAAUGGUUUAAAGCCCCAAGAGAUGUUUUCGUUUUUGCAAAAAUUGGCUUUAAAUCCUACCAUUGAUCCCCCAAACAUUUUUACUUUGACGAGGAAUGUGGCAAGACUUCUUGCUUACAGGAAAUCAGUAUUUGAAGAACCCGAUGAGAUCUAUGUCCAGGAGUUUGAGGCACAAGCUGCGGACUGUGAACAUCAUGUUGAUGUUUCAUAUAGCAAGAAAAAACCACAUCAAGCCCCUCUUCACUUUGAAGAGCUUGAAGGUUCUCCACAGUAUUCUAGAUCCAGUGAUCCACUUAAGAUAGAUGAUAGCGCUAAACAAGCUAAAGUGAAAGUUCCAGAAGUCAGGAUCCAAAACAAUACUUUGAUAAAGAAUGUCUCGCAUAAGAGAUCUCUCCAAGAUACUUCCAUGCCUCCGUUGCGUAUAUUCGACACUGAUGAUCUCAGUCGGUCCAACAAGAAAAGGAGCAGACCUGAUGUUCAAGAGGAGACAAUUACAAAUAAGCAAAAGAAAGGGAAGACAAUUGACUCCAUGGUUGCAAGAAAGAAGGUUGUUGGCAACCAAUACUCAGAUCCCCGAGGAGAUCAAAUUAGCACUAAGACAGCUACAAUGGCAAAUCAUGAAGAGCGUUCAACUGAACAGAUAGAAUCUUUGAUCGAGGAUACUGAACAGACAGUGAUGAUCAUUAAAUUUUAUCGUUAUGCAAAAAUGCCGUCUGUGCAAAAUAUAAAAGAAAAAUUUGCUGAUUUUGGGCCCUUCGAUGAAUCUGCUGUCCGCACCUUCAGGAAGUCAUCAACAUGCCGAAUUGUGUUCACAUGCAAAUCCAAAGCGCAGUCGGCAUAUCAUCAUGGUCUCCGGACAAGAAACUUGUUUGGUUUGUCCCAGGCAAGAUACUACAUUCAACCUUUAAAAGGUUCAACUACCGAGUUAGCAAAAUCAAGCAAGCCAAACAUGCAGCUUCCGCAAGAAGAUCUUCAUCAGAUGGGGUGUCGUACACUGGAUAUCAGGCUUCAAUAUGCUAAGGAUUUGAAGAAUAUGAACCCCAUUCCAACGAUGGAUGUGUACGCCAUCGAAUCUGUCUCCGGCGGCCGUAAGAACUCGAACCAGACGACAAGAGCGCCGGCGGAGACGGUAUUUGCGGAACGAGUGGCGGCGUCCCGGAUGGGCGGACGUAGUUGGCCGUAUCCGGCGAAGCCGCCGGGAGUCUGCCCCCCCCAUUACCCGGCGGCGGUGCAGGAAGUUGGAAGAUUUUAUCCUCCGCCUCCGGCCAGGUACACACAUGUUGGAGGACUUUAUCCUCCGCUACGGGGGUAUGCUUACCCACCGCCUCCGCCUCCGCCGCCGCCGCCUCCUCCUGGUUAUGGGUAUCCACAGCCGCCGCCGCCGCAGCGUGGGUACGGGUAUCCACUACUGCCGCCUCCGCCUAGUUACGCUUAUCGGCCGCUGGCGUUGGAAGAAGCGCCAAGGAAGAAUAUUAUUGGGCGGUGGGAUCGGUGGUUGGUUGAUCGGAGAUAUGAUAUCUGAUGCAGCUGCUUUUUGAC